Messenger RNA from Rhineura floridana, 684 nucleotides. RefSeq names its product zinc finger protein 70-like. Gene Ontology annotation, biological process: regulation of immune system process; regulation of cytokine production; negative regulation of transcription by RNA polymerase II. NCBI's taxonomy places the organism in Eukaryota, Metazoa, Chordata, Lepidosauria, Squamata, Rhineuridae. The transcript has 2 exons. Bases 1 to 684 code for a protein of 227 amino acids. The record is from RefSeq and is a predicted model, not a curated record.
AUGUCCCAUCUGAGAGCACAUCAGAUAAUCCACACGGGGAAGAAGCCCUAUCAGUAUUCGGACAGUGGGGAAAGCUUCUCACAGAGCUACAAGCUUCGGUUGCAUGAAAAAAGGCACAUUAGCAGGAAGCCGUAUACAUGCCCAUGUUGUGGGAUGCGUUUUGCAAAGAAAGGGGGUCUCCAGAGGCAUGGCAACACACACCGAAGAGAAAAACCAUUCCAGUGCUCAGAUGGUGGGAAAAACUUCAGAGAAAGAAGUCAGCUGGUGGUACACGAGAGAAUCCAUACAGGAGAGAAGCCAUAUGCGUGCUCAGAUUGUGGCAGAAGCUUCAAUUGUCUGUCAAACUUCAACAGGCACAAGAAAGCUCACAGAGGCGAAAAACCACAUAAAUGCUCAGUGUGUGGGGAAAGCUUUAGAAUUCCCUCUGAUCUCAAGCGUCACAAAAGAAUCCACACUGGGGAGAAGCCCUAUCAGUGCUCAAACUGUGGGAAAAGUUUCAGGUGCAGCUCCAGCUUUAAGAUUCACACAGGAGAGAGUCCAUAUAAAUGCUGGGAGUGUGGGAAAAGCUUUGCUGGAAAUGCAGGACUUGAAUCACACCAAAGAAUCCACACAGGAGAGAAACCGUACCAGUGUCUGGAUGGUAGGAAACAUUUCCGACAUAAGUCGGCCCUUCCAGUACAUUAG